Molecule: messenger RNA, 5474 nt
Organism: Poecilia reticulata (guppy)
Lineage: Eukaryota; Metazoa; Chordata; Actinopteri; Cyprinodontiformes; Poeciliidae
Gene: gabpa
Product: GA binding protein transcription factor subunit alpha
Biological process (GO): regulation of transcription by RNA polymerase II; cell differentiation
Cellular component (GO): nucleus
Molecular function (GO): DNA-binding transcription factor activity, RNA polymerase II-specific; sequence-specific DNA binding
Source: RefSeq, a predicted model, not a curated record
GUGUUUACAUGAUCCAUUGGGAAAAAAAGAGCCAUAUAUUUAUGCAGGGAUCCAUAAAGAAAUACUCUUCAGAUAUACACAUGUACAGCUUYUACAUUUACAGCUUAAGAGAAGUGAAACAUCCAAAUGACUCUAGUUCAACAUGCMACAUAGUAAACAGAAACUAAACCUUGCUUAUUGGUUGCACUACUACCUUUUUGAUAAGGAUGGUAUAUCAGURAAUCUCAUUUUAUUGUUUUAAGGAACCUUUGUAAAGUUAUCAAGAUAAAAAAWUUUUUUUGGAAGUUGUCAGCAUAGAUAAUAAGCAAAAUAUUUAUUUUGACUUUACAGUGUAUUACAGAAUGCAUGUCAGUUGCUUUGGGAAAUAUAUUACUGAAUUAUUCUCCCAAGAGACUUCAAGGAUGGGUUUAUAUACUGUAUAUGUAUAUAUAUAAAUCAUUGAAGUAAUUUCACUGAACUAAAUAUUUUUUACAGUAUUGGAACUUGAACUGAAGAAAAGGUUUUAAGAAGUGGAGUAUUUCCACCAGCUACAUCAACUUGACUGGAUGAUGUUUUAAAGAAGCUAAAUAAGUGUAACCCCAUUUAUAAUGGCCACAAUUUAACAUAUGCUCCCAGCUUGAUCUGCCUGCCUUUUAACAAAAMUUGCUUCCWGAAAAGCUUAGCACAACACUMAUGUAUUUAGUGUUUGAUGGUGUAAGUGAAGAUACUCGACAUCUCUUCACUUGGACUUAUGGGAUGAUUMAAGUGUUCUGAGGUCAUUUUUWAAAAAUGUAUUGURCUUUGUUUACAUAGGUUUUCAUGUUGCAACAGAUGACGCAAAAAUGAUUCGUUCUCAGGCUUCCAAGAUAGACAAGGGAAAGUCAGGCUUGCAAGAUAGUCAUGUUUUUUUUCUUUCAUGCUUCUAUGAGAAACUUAAUGUAUGAAUUUUUUUAGUUAUAAUGUUUUAGACUGUUACAAAACCAACUGAUAUGUGGUAUUCUUCGUGUUUCUGGAAACUAUAAGCAAUACCAUGCAUUUUAAAAUGCAUGGUAUUGCUUAUAGACUUAAUCAUCAUCUAAUUAGUAGCAUUGUCAGGGUGGUGGCAUCAUCAUGCUGUUCUUCAGAAUGGACAGCUGGUCGGGUGAUUUGAUAGGAAGAUGGACGGAGCUAAAUGCAGGUCAAUCCUGUAAGAAAACUUGAAACUGGAGAGGAGAUAAACUUUCCAGAUGAACAACUCCCUAAACAUACAGCCAGAACAGUAAUGGUGUUAAGAUCAAUGUUUUCGAAUAGACCAGUCCAAACCACUCUUAUCUUUGGAUGUUCAAAGCUGGUAGAGACAUAACAAAAAGACAUGCAGCUUGAACUGCAGAAACAGGAGGUUCUACAAACUAGUUUACCCGGUGGGACUGAAUUCAUAUGCAUGGCCUAUUUGUUUUAGCUUUAAGAAACCCAUCCUCUCUUUCCUCAAAACAAUUGUGCACAAAAAAAAUCCCAAUACGUAACAUUAAAUUGUGUGGUUGUUACAUGACAGUAUUUGAAUGGGCCAAAGAACACUCUUAUGAAGCUCUUUAUAAUGCAUAAUUAUUACAUAUGAGCUAAGCCAGAAAAAAAGCAUGUCUAUUUAACUACCUGUAUUUUGUUUGUAAGUUUUGAGCUCAGUAUUACCAGUUAGUCUCCGCCCCUCGUUUCUGUAGCUGUGUUGUUGGCCCAAAAACUUGAAGAUACGACACGACCUGGUGAAUUUUGGACUUCUGAUUAUUAAAAGUUUGAACUUUAAAAGGGACCUGUAACUCAAGAUGUCUAAAAGCGAGACAGAAGAGUUGAUAGAAAUCGAGAUUGAUGAACGGGAGAAACAGGCUUGCCUAGAGGAAGGCAUUGAGGAGCAGACCAUCACAGCGUCUGAUUUGAUUCAACAAGAUAUUGACAUCAAUGAGCCCAUUGGCAAUCUGAAGAAGCUUUUGGAGCCUCGCGUCCAAUUCUGUCUGGAUGGAUUYGACAUCUGCUUACAAGACAUUCAGCUUCACCCGGAUCACAGCCUCUUCGAUCAGGGGGUAAAGACGGACGGCACCGUGCAGCUCAGCCUGCAGAUCAUUGCCAAACCAGGGGAGGAGAAGCUGAACAUUCUGGAAAUAGUGAAGCCUGUAGAAACGGUAGAAGUUGUGAUUGACCCGGAUGCGGCGGGAGAAGAUGGGUCGUUGGUGGAGGAGGGACAGCUCAUCGCAGUAGAGCGGUCCUCCCUGUCCGAUGAGACGUCGGAGCAGGUGACGCGCUGGGCCGCCGCGUUGGAAGGUUACCGCAAGGAGCAGGUCCGGCUCGGAAUACCGUACGAUCCUUUGCUCUGGACAGCUGACCAGGUGAUCCACUGGGCUGUGUGGGUCAUGAAGGAAUUCAACAUCGACGAGAUGGAGAUCGGCAGCAUCCACAUCCCCGGCCGAGAGCUCUGCAGUUUCAACCAAGAGGAGUUCCUUCAGAAAGUGCCCAACGGAGAGAUACUGUGGAGCCACCUGGAGCUGCUGCGCAAAUAUGUGUUGGCCAGUCAGGACCAGUCGGGGGGGGACGCCACUGUCACUAUAGAUCAACCUGUUCAGAUAAUUCCAGCUCAAGUGAGCACGCCUACCGCUAUAAAAGUACUCAAACACAACCGGGGCCCCAGAGCGCCCAGAAUUUCAGGAGAGGAGCGCAGUUCCCCCGGCAACCGCACAGGUAACAACGGUCAGAUCCAGCUGUGGCAGUUCCUGCUGGAGCUUCUGACGGACAAAGAUGCACGAGACUGCAUCUCCUGGGUCGGGGAGGAGGGAGAGUUCAAGCUGAACCAGCCGGAGCUCGUGGCACAGAAAUGGGGCCAACGCAAAAACAAGCCGACGAUGAACUACGAGAAGCUCAGCAGAGCCCUGAGGUACUACUACGACGGGGACAUGAUCAGCAAAGUGCAGGGCAAGCGCUUCGUCUACAAGUUUGUGUGCGACCUGAGGACUCUGAUUGGCUAUAGCGCCGCCGAGCUCAACAGCCUGGUGACGGAGUGCGAGCAGAAGAAACUGGCUCGCAUUCAGAUGCACGGCCUCGGACAGCCCAUCACCACAGUAACGCUGGCCACCACACUGGACAAGGACAGCUGAAGGAGGCCGCGGCRCUGGCUGGAAAUCAUGCGUCCCUUUAGACACAAAGCUGAUCCCCGAUCUGUGUGAGGAUUAAAAAAAAAAAAAACUUUGUUGUAUACACAGUUAAAUUCAGCUUAGACUGAGGCAGGUGUUUUUUUUUAGCUUUUCACUAACUCUACCCAACAGAGGCGAGCUCAGGAUGAGGAAAGAAUGUGUUUAUAAAUACAGAUUGUCGUGUGCAUGGCUGAGUGACUGAAACUGCUAUUAGAGGCUCGGUGUUGUGCGCUCCUUGUCUGUAACCCACUGUAUAUACAAAUAUGUCAUGUUUUUUUGAUAGCCACGAAGGCAAGUGUAUUUUCAUAAGACCCAUUUUGUAUUUUAUUUAGUGCGUUUCCCUGAAGUGCUGGACCCUUUUGUGUCCACUUUGGGGGAAUAAAGUGACAAACAUUUUCUAUCAACGUUGUGUGAACUGUAAAUCUUUUCCAGAUAAUCCCACCCCCAGUUAUGCCCCACAGAAGAAAAAAAAAACAGCCACAGUCAUAUGUACAUUCAAAAUUUAUUUAUGGAAUGGGGGAGUGUAGAAAGCUUUUCUGACUUUAAGCAAAUGUUUCAAACCWCACACAAAAGGAAGGUCACCAAACCAAUGAAGGGGGGGGAGAAAGCAUUUAAUUAAACAUUCACCUGAUUUAAGAGCUUCAGUUGGUGUCUGUACAUUUGCAGAGGUGAUAUGUGUUGUAUUUUUAUAAUAAUGCAAUAUAUGCAUGUCACAUUCAUGGUAACUAUUAUAAUAACUUAAGGGGAGUUGAACACGUCUCUCGCUUCGAGGAGCAUUACAACAGAUAUGCAAGGAAAGAAACGUUACAGCACUGUACAUGUAUACACAGCAGAUGUAGAAAAAUAGAAAGGGUUGAUUUGGUGAAGGAAUGUUUGUGGUGUAAAUACAGAACCGUCUGGAGAACAUCUGAGCACUUUCCAGUAAGUACUGCCCUCGCUAAUGUCUGAUUAACAACUCCUGCUCUGUACAAUAUUGCUGCCAGAUCUGAAACAAAAAGGGUCGAUGUGAGGAGUUGGGGGGAUUUUUAGACGAGGACAAAAGAGCAGACAACUGGAAACCCAUCACUUCAGCGGCUCAACAAACCCAGAUGCUCCGUCGGCCAAGUAUUUACAAUCAAGAUAUUAGUUAAAUCAGGAAUGAUAUGCUUUACUAAAAACAAAAACAGCUUUCUAAAGCUUAACAUGAAAGGGGGACAGCUCAGGAUCCAGAAGCGAGGUUCUGUUCGAGGUUCGAAGCAGUUACUAUCUUACAGUUUUUACUGUUUGUGUCUUCAUUUAGUAUCAAUCCAGGUGAUUUGAUCCUCGAGGCUUAAAGCAACUCCAAAACUUUAAAAAACAUCAACAGCAUAAGAAAAAUAGUGCAAAAUGCUGAUUUUUAAACUGCCUCACUUGUCUGACCAGGAAAGCUUUUACACGUUCCACUCUCAGCGCGCGUUUCACACAGGAAGGUCAUCGGUGGCGCACCGCCUCCAAUAUCCAUCUCUGAGGUAAAUGAUCAAUCGCUUUUGUAGAAAUACCCACUGACUGCAAAUGUGACUAUGGCUCAAAUAUGUACAGUAUAAAUAAAUAAUAGUCAAAUACAUGAUUUUCUCACAGCAGGUUUAAAAGCAUAGAAACAUAUUUUUACUGUUGAAUUAAAUUGUAAUUUUUACCCUCCUAAUAUUACAGAUGCAGAGCUGCAAGAGGUCCUGCAACACAUAAGCAGCUCAGAGUUUCUCCUUGCUGCUGUGCCUGAAGCUUUGCUCAUAUUAAGUCAAUUUAAAGAGUAAAACUUGAUAUUUUCACAUGCUUUUUAUUGAGAUUUCUUCUGAGACCUUUGCUGUGCGUGCAACGAUGCUCGCACGACUCACACGCAGCAUGGCGGGUUAGAGCGAGGUGAACACUAAAUUAUCCGCAGCAGGCAAGAUACUAACUGCUUACGCUCUUUCCACAGAACCUCGUUGUAAAAUCCUGGACCACCCCUUCAAUCUUCGUUCUAAAACAAAAGAAGAGAUCACAAAGUGCGGCGACAGUCGGCAUCAAAAUUAACGCUAUUCAUAUUUGGUGAUAACAGCCAGGCUUCGGAAAUGACGAGUGCAUAGAAACGCAAACAGUAACACGAUCUUCUUCCUUUCAGAUUCUAGUAGAUUUCAUAUUUCACACGAGGAGAGAGCAUUUGGCCCAUGCAGCUAACGCAACAGUGAAGCAUGGAGAUGAGCGGAUUUCAAUUAAAGCGAGUCUGUGCGACGACAAAGCAGAACAUAUUCUCAAUACUUUUUUUUUUUUUUUUUCCUCCUUCAUAUCACGAGAUCACAAAGUUGACACUGGAAAUAUACAAUCCUGCUAAAAUAUCUAAGAGGGAGG